Bathycoccus prasinos is the source of this 915-nucleotide messenger RNA. RefSeq lists its product with no specific name. The record is from RefSeq and is a predicted model, not a curated record. The transcript has a single exon. Gene Ontology annotation, cellular component: mitochondrion. NCBI's taxonomy places the organism in Eukaryota, Viridiplantae, Chlorophyta, Mamiellophyceae, Mamiellales, Bathycoccaceae. The coding region runs from base 1 to 915 and encodes 304 amino acids. Gene Ontology annotation, molecular function: holocytochrome-c synthase activity.
AUGGGAAACGUCGCGUCUAAAUCCAACCAACCACCGUUACCUGAUAACGAUGGUCCCCCGUGUGCGAGCGGGAAAGAGUUCAUGAAGAAUUCCUCUUCCUCCUCGGAGUGUCCGAUACCGGAGGAAGUGCGCAACAAUUCCAAAUUCGGCGUCUACAACGUGUACAAUCAAAGAGUGGACGACAACCCUUCCGCGUCGUCUUCUUCGAAUACGAACGUAAGGAGUGGUUCUUCCUCCGAAGGGAAAGGUGGAUUUCGGUUUCUGGGUCGCUUGGACCCGAGGAAUAACAUGCCCUCGGAGGCGAACCAGAAACGAGCGCCUGGGCAGAAAGUCGCCCUGAGCACGGACAGAGAAGCGUCCAAGAUACCUAAAUCGGGCGGCAGAGAAAGUGGUAGUACAACGUGGCAAUAUCCGUCCGCGCAGAUGUUUUAUAACGCGCUGGUGAGGAAAGGGAAAGCGGAGGAUGUGGACGAAAACGACGUGGCGACGGUGGUGUCCGUGCACAACGCGAUGAACGAAGACACGUGGGACCGCGUCGUGACGUGGGAGAAGUUACAUCCGAGAGCGAACGAGGACGACGGGCCGAAGUUGGUUCGGUUUCGAGGCAGGCCUGACGAUUUGUCGCCGUUAGCGUGGGCGAGGUAUUUGAUGGGCGGGGGGAAGCCGUUCGAUAGGCACGAUUGGUGGAUUGAAAGAGGAGACGAGGAAGUUAGGUACGUGAUUGAUUAUUAUUUUAAGGAGGACAAGGCGGGAACGUCUGAACAGUUCGAGUUGGUGGUGAGACCGGCGUUAGAUUCAGUCGAAGGCGCGGUGGAUAGAGCAAAGAUGUUCACGUACGUAAAUUGUGCGAGAUUUGGGGUACCGUGUCCGAUAACCGGGAGCGCGAGCGUGAUUGGAGAAGAGCAAAAGCGGUAG